Messenger RNA from Rhipicephalus sanguineus (brown dog tick), 618 nucleotides. Its product is annotated as tigger transposable element-derived protein 4-like. The coding region runs from base 1 to 618 and encodes 205 amino acids. The transcript has a single exon. Gene Ontology annotation, molecular function: DNA binding. Lineage: Eukaryota; Metazoa; Arthropoda; Arachnida; Ixodida; Ixodidae. The record is from RefSeq and is a predicted model, not a curated record. Gene Ontology annotation, cellular component: nucleus.
AUGAUCGCUAACAAAAUCCUGGUGUCAGGUGACAUCCUGAAGCAGAAGGCGGAGGUUUUCGCGCUUCAGAUGAACGUGAAGGACUUCAAGUUCAGCGAUGGAUGGCUUCGCAAUUUCAAGAGCCACAAUGAGUUGAAGUUCAAGAAGAUGUGCGGAGAAAGCGGCGCCGUCGACGAUUCCGUCGUCGCCGAAUAUCGGGAUGGAAAGCUGCAGUCCUUGCUUCAGCAGUUUCCACCUAAUGAUAUUUUCCACUGCGUCGAAACUGGACUGUUUUACAAGCUGCUGCCAGAGAAAACGCUUGCAUUUGCAGGUGACCCCUGCCACGGCGGCAAGCACAGCAAGGAGCGGCUCACUGUCCUCGUUGGAAGCAACAUGUCAGGCAGCGAGAAGCUUCCGUUACUUGUAAUAGGCAAGUCGAAGCAUCCAAGAUGUUUCAAGGGGGCAGUAACUCUGCCUGUUCUCUAUGAAGCUAACAAGAAGGCGUGGGUAACGCAGCAGCUAUUCGAAGCGUACGUGCGCAAGCUGGACAGAAGGUUCGAGCAGCAAAAUCGAAGAGUUCUGCUGUUUGUGGAUAACUGCGCAUGGCCACAUCAAGGACCUAAAGGUUGUACAGAUUGA